Brenthis ino (lesser marbled fritillary) is the source of this 1041-nucleotide messenger RNA. NCBI's taxonomy places the organism in Eukaryota, Metazoa, Arthropoda, Insecta, Lepidoptera, Nymphalidae. The record is from the annotation of a GenBank genome assembly.
AUGCCUGAAGAUAAAAAUUUAGUACAAUGUUAUAAUCGCGGUUGUGGCAAAGUUUUUGAUCCCAAUAAAAACGAUAAAGAUGAGUGCUGUCAUCAUCCAGGGGCACCUAUUUUUCAUGAUGCUUACAAAGGUUGGUCUUGUUGCAAUAAGAAAAGUGUGGACUUUACAGAAUUUUUAAAUAUAAAAGGCUGUACAUUUUCAAAACACUCUAAUGUGAAACCUCCAGAACCAGAGAAAAAGGCAUUAGAUAAGGAAUUAGAAAAAAAGGAAGUUAUAGAAGUAAGGGCACCAAUAGUUGGGCCUCAGUUGCCUAGACCAUCAUUUGAUUCUCCUAUGGUCACUUUACAACCUAGUAUUGCAGAAUCAUUAAAAGAAAUUGUCCACAAAGCAGCACAAGAAUCAAUGGCCCCUACUGAUGGAUCCAUUCAAAUUGGUACUACUUGUAAAAAUGGAGGUUGUAGCACCUCAUAUGAAGGCCCACAGAGUAAUAACAACAUGUGUACAUACCACCCCGGAUGCCCAGUGUUUCAUGAAGGUCUCAAAUUUUGGUCUUGCUGUCAAAAAAGAACAACAGAUUUUAAUACUUUUCUCAGUCAACCUGGUUGUACUACUGGUACCCAUAAAUGGAAUAAAGAGAAAGCUCCAGAAGGAACAGUUAAAUGUCGCUGGGACUGGCAUCAAACUCCUGAUUUUGUUAUUGUCAGUGUGUACGCAAAGAAAUAUGAUCCAUUUGUAAGUUUUGUGAAGUUGAAUCCAAUUCGCUUGAAUACCAAAUUAGUUUUUCAUGAAGAGGGCAAUGCAGUUUUUGAAAUGGACCUUGAAUUGAGAGGUGUGGUAGAUAUCGAUAAGAGUAGUGUUUCCAUGAUGGGAACUAAAGUAGAGAUAAAAUUAAAGAAAGCAGAACCGGGUGCUUGGAGCAAAUUUGACUUCCCCAGGACUGAACCUAAGAAAGAAAACAAGCAACCUGAAGUACUAGUUGAAGAAGAUGACUCAGUGGAUUUGUCAACCGUUGAAGCUAUACACUCUAUGGGCAAACUUUUU